CCAACACCCCCUAAACAAGCGAAAAAAAUCAACAUAGUUCAUUUAUUUCAAAUGAUUUCGCUGCUGCAAAUGAAAUUCCAUGCGCUUUUGUUGUUGCUAUCAAAAGUCUGGACAUGCAUCUGUUUCAUGUUCAAUCGCCAAGUGCGAGCUUUUAUCCAGUAUCAACCGGUUAAAUAUGAACUCUUCCCGCUGUCACCCGUCUCGCGGCAUCGCCUGAGCCUGGUGCAGCGCAAGACCCUCGUUCUGGACCUGGACGAAACGCUCAUCCACUCGCAUCACAAUGCGAUGCCCAGGAAUACGGUCAAGCCGGGCACGCCGCACGAUUUCACCGUGAAAGUGACGAUCGAUCGGAAUCCAGUGCGCUUCUUCGUACACAAGCGACCGCAUGUGGACUAUUUUCUGGAUGUGGUCUCGCAGUGGUACGAUUUGGUGGUCUUCACGGCCAGCAUGGAGAUUUACGGAGCGGCGGUGGCGGACAAGCUGGACAACGGACGGAACAUCCUCCGAAGGCGAUACUACAGACAACACUGCACGCCCGACUACGGAUCUUAUACCAAGGACCUGUCGGCCAUCUGCAGUGACUUAAAUAGGAUAUUCAUCAUUGACAAUUCGCCCGGGGCCUAUCGCUGCUUCCCCAACAAUGCCAUACCCAUAAAGAGUUGGUUCUCCGACCCGAUGGACACGGCGCUGCUGUCGCUGCUGCCCAUGCUGGAUGCGCUGAGGUUUACGAACGACGUGAGAUCGGUGCUGUCGCGGAAUCUGCACCUGCACCGCCUCUGGUAGCAGGUGGGCCGCCUGUCGCUAGUGUAGUUUAUCUAUUUAGAAGGAGGAGGAGGAGGAGCAGAGAAGUGAGAGUGGGCAAGCGGAGGAUACCUUCUGAAAUUAACAACAAACAUGGUGGUGCUGUGACACAUUAACGAAUUUUUUCAUUAUUAUUAUGUUUACCAUUCAGUCAGAUUCAGAUGGGCGAAGAGAAACACACACAGAGAUGGUGGAGAAAGUGGAGGAGUUAGCGGAUAGGUUGGGAGAUCUGGAAAUCUAUUGAUUUUUUUUCUUUUUGUGUAUUAAGAUUUAAAGUUUUUGUAACAUGCAUAUUUGUCGAUAUAUGUAGACCAGCUAUUUUUAUUAUUAUUUACCUUUUUUUUUGUAAUUUUUUUCGUUUGUUCUUUGUGCGUGUAUAUUUUUUGAUGAUAAUAUCAAAUGGAAACUCUUGAACACAGUAUAUAUAUAUAGAGAGAGAGAUGAGAAGAAGUGAAGUUAAGCAGAAAGUGAAGUAAACAACAUUAAGAACAAAUUUGUCAAGUUAUAUAUCAUAUUAUUAUAAAUUAAAUCUAAGGCCCACUUACAACAAGAGUCUUGUAAUUUCUAUAUACCAUGAUUACAAUUAAUUAUUAUGAAAGUGAAAUUGUUUUUUAUGAAGAUACGACGAGACGCGAAGCAAAAAUACUUAUAAUUAUACAAAUUAGUUGACUACGAAACUUUCCUGGACAUCAUUAUAUUAUGGAUAAUUAUUAAAUGUAACCGAUUCUGUAUAGACUUAUACAUAUAUAUAUGUUCUGCCCUCGUUUCCUGUACAAAACAAAACGGACGGAAGAUCUUUCAAGAGUUUCAUUGCUUGCAAACCAAACAUAACACUUUUCUAAGGAUAAGAUUUUUGUCUUUCGAGGGAGUUAUAUACAUUUAUAUACCUAUAUAUAUAUACAUAUAUAUAUAUACCUAAAACUAAGCAACAACUAUGAACUACUAUUAAAGUAAACAACAACCAACAACAAGCAAGCAAGUGAAGAAGGCAAAAGCAAAAGUUAUAUUUUGUAAGGCGAGCCAACAACAAGUAGCAAAGAACAUUAAAAAUCCCAUUAAUUCUGAUCGGAUCGGAUCGGAUCAGAUUAAUGUAUGUAGCAAUGGGCCGCAGACUGGGACAGAUAGUAUAAUAUAUAGGGAGUUUAGAGAGCCAAAUCACUAAUUAUACGAGAACCGAGUUAGUCUGAGAAUUGAGAAAUCGUGGCACAUCAUCCGAGAGGCAUCACAGGAUAUUCAGAGGAAGGCAGCAAAAGAUUAAAAAUAAAAAAGAAAGGCGAGAGAGAAAGAGUAACAAGUGAAAACUGCUUCCAUAGUUAAUGUUAUUUCCAAAAGCAUAAAUACACACCACUCUAAACUAAACUAAUCAACAAGAAUGCUUGCACACGCCCCUUUACCUUAACAUUUACCUUUACCUUUACCUUUUACCCACCCCUACCUACCAAACACCCAAAACUACCCUAUCCAAUUGUUCUUUUUAUCUAUCGUAUUGUAAAUUUACAACAAUCACUAUUUGUUUAUUUAUUGCAAGGAAAACGAGAAUAAUACGUGUAUGCGAUGUUGUUAAUUUUAAGUAGUUUGUAGCAAAUUUGUUAAAAUGAAACGUAAAUGAAAUAAAUGAGAAAGGGAACACAAAAGCAGAAAAACAAUUACAAAAAAUACAACAAAAUCAUGCAAAAUCAA
Molecule: messenger RNA, 2481 nt
Organism: Drosophila takahashii
Lineage: Eukaryota; Metazoa; Arthropoda; Insecta; Diptera; Drosophilidae
Gene: Dd
Product: CTD nuclear envelope phosphatase 1-like protein dullard
Molecular function (GO): phosphoprotein phosphatase activity
Source: RefSeq, a predicted model, not a curated record